Messenger RNA from Prorocentrum cordatum, 1053 nucleotides. NCBI's taxonomy places the organism in Eukaryota, Dinophyceae, Prorocentrales, Prorocentraceae. The record is from the annotation of a GenBank genome assembly.
GCGCGCCGGGCACGGGCGGCGGCCUCCCGCCGGGCUGCAUGGGCGCCGCGCCGUCCAGAGAGGGGGCCUGGUCUCCGCGGCUGCGCGUGGGUUGCUACCCCGGGCUGCGGGACGAGCCUGUCUACGGCGCGCUCCGCAACAGCCUGUACGGGCGCGGGCGUGGACGUGCUCGCCGCUCGUCAGGUGGUCGAUGUGGCGCUCAUGUACUCGGAGGACGCAGUGGCGCACGCGGCUGCCAAUCGGCUCCUGCGCAUCUGCGGUACCCUCGCAGCGGCGCCGAGGCGAUUCGUCCUGCUGGCCCCCGUCGCCACGCUGCCCUCAUGCCGCCGUGCCACGGACACGGUCGGCGUGGCCGCCGGGCUGUGUCCGAGGCUCGCGCUGGCGCUGCUGGGCGACGAGCUGGGGUGGGGCAGGGCGCCUCCAGCCGUGGCGGAGAUGAGCUCCGCGGCGGAGGCACUGGACGCAAUGCUGUGGAGCAGGGAGGCGCAGGCCGUCCUGUGGGAGGACUCGCCGGCCCUGCGCUCGCUGGCGGAGGGCACCUGCGACGUCCUGACGGAGGUGUCCUGCCCGUGGCCGACGCACCUGCUCGUGGCCAGCGCCGAGGCGUGCCGCCGCAAGAUGGGCUGCGUGCGGGAGGUUGUCGGCCACACGUCGCUCCUGUGCGAAGAGUUCAAGGCGAACGUGCAGAACGGCGCGGUCGACCGUCUCAGCCAGGGCCACGGCCUGUCUCAGCAGGACGCCCUCGAUCGGGGGGCUGGCGCGUCUCCUUGCCGCCGGCGAGUGGAGCUGCUCUGGCGGGGUGGACGAGUCCACGGCCCAGCAGCUGCUGGGGCUGCUGGUGAGGCUCGGCCAUCUGCCCGCGGAGAGCCUCGAGCUGCCCGCGCGGAGCCUGUUGGCGCCAGGUGCUUGCCGGUGGGGCGGCCAAGUGCGCGGCGGCGAUUGCGGGGAGGAGGCGUCUGGGGGAGACCCGCAGGCGCCGCUGCUCCCAGCGGCCCGGGCCGCCGGCUGCUCCGGCGGCCGCUGCGGGCCAGCGGUGCCAGAAUUCGGGCGUGA